This is a messenger RNA of Ambispora leptoticha, 660 nucleotides long. The record is from the annotation of a GenBank genome assembly. NCBI's taxonomy places the organism in Eukaryota, Fungi, Glomeromycota, Glomeromycetes, Archaeosporales, Ambisporaceae.
AUGAAUAGCACUUUAACAAUUGACCCUUCAAGCAAUGGUACUACUGGUUACUUUCUUAUUAAAGAUGGACAAGUAUUUUUUGGAGAGAUAAAAACUACGGUUUAUGAACAACAAUUGACUAGUUUAUAUGAAUUGGUUAAAGAGAAGCAACCAACCAAUAUUAUUUAUGAAAGUAUUCAGUAUAUAAACAACCUUGCCGAUAAUACGGAAAGAGAAAUGGAAGUAAAAGAAUUAAAAGAAAAAUUGCAGAAACUAAUUAACUUUGCUACUAGAUUAGGAGAAAGAAGCAAGAAUUUAAGCAGACUAUUAUACCAACAGUAUUACGAAGUGGUCGAGUUAGAAAGAUUAGAAAAGUUAGAAGAAAAAGAAAGAUUGUUAGAAACGAUUGAGAAAGAAGUUGAAUUAAUCGAGUUACAAAAUCAAAAAGAAAUUGCUAAUGAACUAACCAAAAAGGAAUUUCUAAACCAACUGGAAAUAAGAUUAAAAACCUAUAGAGUAGAUAAAAAUAAAAAAGACUAUUGGAUUAUUAAAACUCGCCACGGAGAAUUUGCGGAUAAGACUUAUUUAGCUUUUUCAAGAAGAAUAGCAAUGCUUACCAUUCGCAAAAACCAACAACUAGAAAAAGUUAUUGAAAUGGAAAUUGAAAAAGAUUCUUCGUAG